UAUAUAGACACACACACCUGAAUUUACUACUAUAGAAAUAUAGAAUGUCAAAACAAGGAUCACUGAGGGACAAUAAAAAAGUUAGUGGCGAACUCUUCACUUUAACUUAUGGUGCGCUGGUUGCUCAGUUAUUAAAGGACUUUGAAAAUGAUGAGGAUGUCAACAAACAACUGGAAAUGAUGGGAUACAAUAUUGGUGUGCGAUUAAUCGAAGAUUUUCUGGCAAGAUCAAGCACGGGAAGAUGUCAUGAUUUCAGAGAAACAGCUGAUGUUAUUGCAAAGGUUGGUUUUAAAACUUUUCUUGGCAUCACACCACAAGUGACUAACUGGAGUUCUGCCGGUGAUGAAUUCUCGUUAUUAUUUGACAGUAAUCCCCUGGCAGAGUUCGUUGAACUGCCAGAAGGACAUAAUAACUUAUGGUAUUCUAGUAUAUUAGCUGGUGUUAUCAAAGGUGCCUUAGAAAUGGUCCAAAUGGAAGUCGAUGCAGGAUUUGUACAAGACGUUCUACGUGGAGAUAGUAUUACCGAAAUGAGAGUUCGAUUUGUUAAAAGGUUAGAAGAUGCUGUGCCUGUUGGAGAAGAAUAAACAUGCGAUCGUCUAAAAAUAUUAUACGAAAUUGCUUUUGUUUUGCUAUCUCAACGUGUAUGGUGUAACAGUUGGUAAAUUUAUGAUAUCAUUUUUCAUCGAGCAUAAAGAGAUAACAAACGUGUAAAAGUAAUGGAAUUUCAAUGGCACAAAGAAGAGUAAAAUAUUUUUUAUUUUGUGUUUGAUGUAAACCGUGACAUCUUUUCAAAUACUCUAAUUUUUCUCACAAACAAAGUUUUCUUUAUUUGGUAUGUGGCUAAAGAUGUGUAAGAAUUUGUGUUUGUAGAAUUCUUAUUUUUUGGGGAAAACUACAAAGGCACUGCUAAUUUGAAUGAUAGUAUUAAGCAGUUAAAAAUUGAAAUCGUUUGUAACAAAACAGGUUACAAUGCUUAAUGUUAAAUUUUAUUAUUUUUUGUGAGAAGUAUAUAAUUUCAAUAAUAAACACAACUGCUGUAAGAA
Messenger RNA from Hydractinia symbiolongicarpus, 1043 nucleotides. Its product is annotated as trafficking protein particle complex subunit 3-like. Gene Ontology annotation, cellular component: TRAPP complex; cis-Golgi network membrane; cytosol. The transcript is spliced from 5 exons. NCBI's taxonomy places the organism in Eukaryota, Metazoa, Cnidaria, Hydrozoa, Anthoathecata, Hydractiniidae. Gene Ontology annotation, biological process: endoplasmic reticulum to Golgi vesicle-mediated transport; intra-Golgi vesicle-mediated transport. The record is from RefSeq and is a predicted model, not a curated record. Bases 45 to 584 code for a protein of 179 amino acids.